AUGGCAAACGCUUCUUCUGCAACUCGUCCUCAUAUCAAUCAAUCGCGAGCCACCAACGGUGUAGCCAGAACGAACGGUGCUCCUCGUGCGAACGGAGCCGCUCGAGCAAACGGUGCAGCCACUGGCAGAGCAGGCGCAGUCCGUCCAGCAGCUAGAGCGAACAGCAUCUCAUCUCAAGGAGACACACCUGUGAACGGAGUUGGUUCAGCAUACGCCAUCAUGGCCAACCGAAUCGCAAACCGUGUCGCCGAGAUGGCUGAGAGCAUCACAUUUGUUGAGAGGCCCAAGCCGCAACAGAAUGGACAGAUUUUUAACGAAGAGCCAACCGAGAAGAAGCGUCCUCGUAAGCUGGAGAUGCGCUUGGACACCGGAAACGACGUUAGCUUCAGCGCACCUUUCCUCGACAACACACUUCAAAAGAUGCUCGCCCUUCAGAACCGUAUGCUCAAGAGCACGGCAGAUUUGUCAAGAUCGGAGGAGGUCGAUGAGAAGAUUGUCAGAGAGGCUGCUGCUCAAAGUGCAGAGCUGAGUCGCAUUAUCGCACUCAUUUGUGCGGAGAAGGCACGUCAAGGAGCUUAG
Molecule: messenger RNA, 579 nt
Organism: Aureobasidium subglaciale EXF-2481
Lineage: Eukaryota; Fungi; Ascomycota; Dothideomycetes; Dothideales; Saccotheciaceae
Exons: 2
Coding region: 1-579 (192 amino acids)
Source: RefSeq, a predicted model, not a curated record